UCUGUAUUUUUCACUUCUCAAGUACAAAAAUCAGGGAAAUAAAGUUUUUCAUUGGGACGACGGUCUGGUAACCCUCACGCAGGGUUUGUGUUUUUGCCGACCUCUGUGUUCGGUGUGGGUUUUGAUCGAUGAAGCAAGUGUGGUGGUUGAUUGAUUUUCUCAAUCUUGGGCUCUGGUUUGUCGGCGACGUGCUGGGAUGUGAUUUUAUUCUGGAGUAUCCUCUACCGCAGGUGUUCAUUGGGUCUCGCUCGGCGAGGCGCUACCGCACUGGUUCGGGGGGAUGCAUUGAUGGAUGGCGUCGACGGUCUCAGCGAGGCGCUACCGCACAAAGAUUGAUGGGCGGAGCACAUGGCCGAAUGCUGGGUUUCUUUCUACGUGAUGGCAAUUUGAGAUUCAAUUUGGGAUGGAAAUAUUUCUUCUCUUUCAUAGGUGUUGCAAUUCAUAAUGAGGGUGCAGGGCAGAAUGAAGGUGGAUCAAGGGAGCAGAAGAGGAGACGCACAUGGGAAGCACAAGAGCUGGGUUUUGAGGAGGAUGGUAUGGCUCUUGACAAGGCAAAAAACAGGGAAGGGGCGGGCUGGUACCUCCAGACCCGCCCAAAUCCAUGAAGUUCUGGUGCUUUCUGCAGACCGAAGAACAAUUCAAUUUUAGUCUUGUUAUUUUUUUUUGUUUACAACUACGUGUGUUUUUGCUUGUGUUCGGUUUUACUAGCGUUGAAACUCUAGAACUUAAGGUAAGUGAUGGGAGCCUAGUUUGCCAGUUACUUGCUCAGAUAAGUCCAAUUCAGGAUCAACGAACCUGGUUGCUUCUUUUGAGGUGGCAGGUUCUAACUUCUAAGUCUGGUUCAAGGGUGGAUGAUAGACAGUGGACUCUUGGUCUGGUUGUAUACUGCUUGCGUUCUUUCUUAUUAAUAUAAGUCAUCUUCUUUAAAAA
This is a messenger RNA of Cuscuta epithymum, 930 nucleotides long. The record is from the annotation of a GenBank genome assembly. NCBI's taxonomy places the organism in Eukaryota, Viridiplantae, Streptophyta, Magnoliopsida, Solanales, Convolvulaceae.